AUGGAAAACAAGUACCGUGGUACCUUAUGGUACGAAAUUAAACUUGUUGCCUCAGGGCCAUAUUUCGGUACUAUACCUAUUUUCGGUCCUAAAAGUCCGGCGGGGGUCCUUUCGAGCCUUGUCCCAUCAACCGCCGGCCGGGCUGCAGCGCGUUCAUGGAUAUUGCCAGAAGACACAAUGCCCAACAUCCCGACGCUAACCUCAAUAGGCGACGGAUCAGCCAAGUAUGGAGGACGUACCAAGGCUGCCUCGCCUACCAAGGCUUUGCCACAGGAGAAAGGUGAACAACGUGAAUCAGUAAUGGAUAUAUCGUCAUUACUGUCACCGAAGGCGUGGGAGGAUGAGGACCUUAUUGAAGCCGAUCUCAAGUCAUACUUGCUGAUGCAGGUCAGGCUCAUGGGCAGCGAGUUAAGAGUUGCCAGAGGACACUUCAGGAAAGCACAGAUUGAUAUUGAAGAUCUAUUUCAUUGA
This is a messenger RNA of Emericellopsis atlantica, 471 nucleotides long. RefSeq lists its product as uncharacterized. The transcript has 4 exons. The coding region runs from base 1 to 471 and encodes 156 amino acids. The record is from RefSeq and is a predicted model, not a curated record. NCBI's taxonomy places the organism in Eukaryota, Fungi, Ascomycota, Sordariomycetes, Hypocreales, Bionectriaceae.